AUGAAGUCCAUCUCAGUCGCUUUAGCAUUUGCCGCGCAGGUCCAAGCAGGCCUCCGCUUUGGAUGCUCAUCAUUGACCAUCCAGCGUCUAGACCCUGUUGUCGAACCCGGCAAGAGUCCUUCUUCACAUGUUCACCAUAUCGUCGGUGGUAAUGCUUUCAACGCAACCAUGACAGGUGAUGUUGGAGCCAGGGGUACCUGCACCACCUGUGAGAUGUCGGAGGACUUUUCCAACUACUGGACGGCCGUCCUAUACUUCAAGCACCCAACCAACGGUUCUUAUCACCGCGUGCCAGUCACCAACAAUGCUGCACUCGCCCAAGGCACCACUGGUGGAAUGACCAUUUACUACACCCCACAUGAUUUUAGCACAGAUGAUUUGAAGAACCAACCAAUAAGGGCUUUCCCGCCGGGAUUCCGUAUGACAGUGGGCAGCCCGACCACCGAUACCCUGGACAAGGCAAAGGGCCAUAUUGGGCUUCGGUACAACUGCCUGAACACGCUCAUCGACCGAGGUCCAGAGAUGGUUGACUUCCCAACUAAGCCCUGCAAAGCCGGUAUUUUUGCAGUCCACCACUUCCCAGCAUGCUGGGAUGGCAAGAACCUUGAUAGCCCCGACCACCAGUCCCACAUGUACAACACCAUCACCCGAGACGGAUUCACCAACGCGCCCGCCUGCCCGGCAUCUCACCCAGUUCGUAUGCCGCAGGUGACCUACGAGACGGUAUGGGACACGACCAAGUUCAACAGCUUGUGGCCCUCGGGCACGCCCAACCCGUUCGUGUGGAGCUUCGAGGGCAGCAGCGGGUACGGCACGCACGCCGACUACAUGUUCGGCUGGAAAGGCGACUCGCUCCAGCGCGCCAUGAACAAAUCCGAGUGCUUCUACGACGGCUGCGGCUCCAUCACCAAGCAGGCCAUGUCCACUGCUAACAAGUGCACCGUCAAAGACAUGGUUGGCGAGCAGACCGAUGGAUGGCUUCAAGCACUCCCGGGCAUGGAGAUGAAGUGA
Messenger RNA from Truncatella angustata, 1011 nucleotides. RefSeq lists its product as uncharacterized. NCBI's taxonomy places the organism in Eukaryota, Fungi, Ascomycota, Sordariomycetes, Amphisphaeriales, Sporocadaceae. The transcript has 4 exons. The record is from RefSeq and is a predicted model, not a curated record. The coding region runs from base 1 to 1011 and encodes 336 amino acids.